Cannabis sativa is the source of this 803-nucleotide messenger RNA. Its product is annotated as glycine-rich protein 5. The transcript has a single exon. Lineage: Eukaryota; Viridiplantae; Streptophyta; Magnoliopsida; Rosales; Cannabaceae. Bases 121 to 486 code for a protein of 121 amino acids. The record is from RefSeq and is a predicted model, not a curated record.
AUAACGCUCAUUUUAGGCUAUAAAAGCGUUCAAAAGCCAACCAAGCCCUUCAGGUCAAACAAACUAGUUAAGAACAAGUUAAAGACAGAGAAAAAAAAAACAAGUAUAGUGAAGAGAGACAUGGCCUCAAAGUGGUGCAUUGCGUUGUUUAUUGCCCUAGCUGUGGCUCAUCAAGUCACAGCUAGAAAUGUCCCUGCAGCAUCAAAAGAUGCUGCAGCUGGACUCGACGACCAGAAAAACUUCAUGACCUAUGGUGGCAUGGGAGGGUACUCUGGAGUUGGAAACAAUGGUCUCCCAUUUGGAGGAGUCGGUGGUGCAUUUGGUGGAGGCGGUGGUGGCAUAAAUGCUGGCAUUGGUGGCGGUGUUGGACUUGGUGGAGGUGGUGGACUUGGUGGCUUCGGUGGACUAGGUGGCGGUGGUGGUGCCGGUCUUGGUGGUGGUGCUGGCACCGGUAUUCUCCCGGGUGGAGUUGUUCCUUUCCCAUGAAGUUAAGAAAAAAAAAAUUGCAUGAAAAAGAAUUUGAGUGUACUCAUGUUUUUCUUUGUUAUUGUUGGAUCGAUUUACUAUAGCUAGGUAGCUAGUUAAGUAGAUCUAGUAAUAUAUAAAAUGUAAGUGUUAUAAGAGAAGGGUUUGGAUUUGUAGUAAUGUGAGAAUUUUUCUCUCUUCUUUUGGCUAAUGUUUAUUAUGUAAGUGUUGUUUUAUAUAUUUGUCUAGCUAGUACUAUUAUUAUAUAUGUUUUGUUUAUGUUUUUUCCUUUAAAAAAAACAUUGGAGAAAAUAAAACAACAUAUGUAUAAUCAAAAA